This is a messenger RNA of Scatophagus argus, 2664 nucleotides long. RefSeq names its product protein phosphatase 4, regulatory subunit 2b (gene ppp4r2b). Lineage: Eukaryota; Metazoa; Chordata; Actinopteri; Scatophagidae. The transcript has 9 exons. Bases 125 to 1438 code for a protein of 437 amino acids. Gene Ontology annotation, molecular function: protein phosphatase regulator activity. Gene Ontology annotation, cellular component: protein phosphatase 4 complex; cytoplasm; nucleus. The record is from RefSeq and is a predicted model, not a curated record. Gene Ontology annotation, biological process: protein dephosphorylation.
ACCUCACGGCGCCAUAUUAAAAUGCUCCCUCCUCUUUGCCUGUGAGAUCGUAGCUUAGCAGCAGGAGCAGCUAGCCGCCAGUCUGCUUUUUACAUCCACAAGGCUGACAGAGGGCAACGACGUGAUGGAAAUUGACUCGCUGCAAGAGGCGCUCAGAGAUUUUGACAAGAAAGUAAAGAAGGAGCCAUGUCCUCUGCUGGAACAGUUUCUAUGUCAUAUUGCCAAGACUGGAGAGACCAUGGUUCAGUGGUCUCAAUUUAAGAACUACUUCCUGUUUAAAUUGGAGAAGGUAAUGGAUGACUUUAGAGCCUCAGCACCUGAACAACGAGGUCCUGCAAAUCCCAACGUGGAGUCAAUUCCAUUUGAAGAUAUGAAAGAAAGAAUCCUGAAGAUUGUGAAGGGAUACAAUGGAAUCCCAUUUACGAUCCAGCGCUUGUGUGAGCUGCUCACGGAACCUAAGAGGAACUAUACAGGAACAGAUAAGUUUCUCCGAGGGGUGGAGAAGAAUGUAAUGGUGGUCAGUUGUGUUCACCCAACCUCAGAGAAAAAUGGAUGCAAUGCUGUCAGUAGAAUGAAUGGAGUGAUGCUUCCUGGAAACACAUCUGCUUUUACAGAGAGGAAAGUGAAUGGUCCCGGAACUCCCCGGCCACUGAACCGACCGAAGCUGUCUCUGGCCAACUCCCUGGCAGCUAAUGGCCUGCCAGACAGCACAGACAACAAAGACCUCAACACAGGGCAAGAAGAUGACAAAGACUCCAGUGAAGUUUCAGCGUCGGGAGGUUCCCUGGGGAACUCGGUGAAGAACAAACACCCAGAUGCAGAAGAGGACAUGGAAGCCGAGCAGCAGGAGGUGAAGAGACUUAAGUUCAGCAAAGACGAGGAGGAAGAGGAAGAUGAGGAGGAUGAAGAGGAAGAGCAGGAGUUGGACACACUGAGGCCUUCACAUACCACCUGCCUCUCAAAAGAGGCAGAAGCCAUGGUCCAAGAGGAAGAGGAGAAGGUCGGGUACAGCAAGGAGAAUGAAGCUUCCAGCAGUGCUGCUGCCAGUGAAGACCAAGAACCAACAAGCAGCACCCAGGCUGAGGUGUGUGCAGGCUCAGGCCAGGAGGCCGAGCAGGCUGAGAGGGAGGUGCCCUGCGGCUCCCAAGAGGAGGGCAGUGACAUGGAUCAGACGGAACAGCAGGCACCCGCAGGCAUCCUGGAGAGCCCAGAGACCAGCAGGGACAGUGAAGAGAGCAACAGCGACCCAGUCAGCAGCAGCAGCAGCAGCAGCAGUAGUAGCAGCAGCAGCUGUAGCAUAGAGGAGAGUGCAGAGGCGGCCAGAGAAGACGUAGCGCUCACUCCCUCCAGCAGUACCACUGAACCUCCUACAGAGGGCGCCAUGGAAAGUGCCACCUUGAACACUGGGACCACUGAGGAGCCCAUGGAGCAGGACUAGACUGAGGGCCCCCUUGCAGCCAUGUGUGACCAUAAACCAGCUUGUCCUUGAAUCCAGCUUGACUGACACUGGGAAUGAGGAUAACUGCACCUCGUAUACAAGACGAACGCCUCGUCCCGCUUUUGGACACUCCUCCAAAAUGGCUACCUGGCAUUGAUGUGGGCAUACAAAUAAAUUUUCAUUUGAAUUUUUUUUUCCUCUUUUUAACUGGAACAUUUUAUUGGUUUUCUUAUCCUCUGUUUUUAAGUUUCCCUUGAAAGGGGUUGGUUUCUGGGCUGGAUUUUUUUUUCUUUUCUUUUUUUUUUUUUUUUUUUGUAUGUGAGCAAUGGGAUUGUUCAUAUGCUGGGGUGAUCUGGUUCUUUUCUUAUGCCGCUCACUCUAACCAUUUGGACAAGAUUGGUAGUCUAAGUUUUGUAUCCUUUAAGCCCUUGCUUAAACCACACUACCAGGGUUAGAACAUUAGAACAGAGCCAUACCAGCCCCUCAUUAUUUGAAAUGAUGUGAGCUGCUGCCACCGGGUCUGUUCCUGACUGAAGCUCAUGUUUAAAAAAAAAAAAGAAAGAAAGAAAAAAUGGUUCUUUAAUCCAGCAAUGACCUCAGUGUAACACCCUACCACCACUAUGUUGUUACUCCAUCUGGCUGUUUAGAACAUCCUUUGUUUUAAAAUGUAUUUCCCCAUCCUCACGAGAUGGGGAGACUUUUUUUUUUUUUCUCCAUUGUGUCCUUAUAUUAUUUUAACCAUAUUUUUGCAAUGAUACACUACCAGUCCCACUGAACAGUACUAUGACAUGCUACCUUACUGAGGAGUUUUCUGUAAAAUGAUAUAUUUUGGAUGCAUAAAACCACACACAUAAUUUAUAUGAUCAUUUCAAUUCAAUGAGUUAUUUUGGAGUAUGUUUUUGUUUUGUCUGCCAGUUGUAGUUUCCAAAACCAGCUGUAAGUACAAAGAUGACCUCCGCUUUCUUUGUAUCGUGAUGUCACCAUGUUGUGUCACCGACCGAUUUCCAGAGCAGUUUCUGGUUCCAGUUCUACACCUGUUUCUGCAGCUGUACUUUUUGAUAUUUAGAAUUUUAAAUUUCUGUAAAGUAGAUUUUUGUAGAUUGUAAUACAGUAUGUGUUCACUGCCUUUGUGAAACCAUAUAUUAUUGUAUAAUUUCUGUGUAUACUCUGAACGCAUUUGCUUUCAGUGUGGUAUUCAGAAACAGCAAUAAAUGUUAACAUUUUUA